UCAAACACAUACACGCUCACGCACGCACUGACACACACUCUCCAUACGCGGGCUUCCACACAACACACACUUGGAGGAAGAAGACGCACCAAAGACGCACGAAGGUCAGCGGCUCCUCUCUGCUUCUCUGCGCCUGUUCUCUCUCUUUUCUCUCGGCGGCAGGAGAAAGAAAAAGUUUCCAGAAGGAGAGAAAGAAAGAAAGAAGGAGUGUCGCUCAGCGUGAGCAAGCAAAGGCAAGAAAAGCCCUGUUUGGUUUCCUAUUUUUCGCGUCUUGGACACUAUUUUUUUUUUUUUUUCGAUUUUUACGCACCAGGCACGAGCUGUGGGAAUCUCUCGAAGCGGACUCCCGGGGUUUGUGGUGAUACACAGUGAGGAAGAGGAAGGAGGAACCAGACCAGGGCGAACCAAAGGGGGUGAAGAACUCACCAGGUAGGUAUGGCGGCGGUGUUGCCGAGGACCCUGGGUGAGCUGCAGCUCUACAGGAUCCUGCAGCGAGCGAACCUGCUCUACUACUACGAGGCCUUCAUCCAGCAGGGUGGCGAUGACGUGCAGCAGCUGUGCGAGGCCGGCGAGGAGGAGUUCCUGGAGAUCAUGGCCCUCGUCGGCAUGGCCAGCAAGCCGCUGCACGUGCGUCGCCUGCAGAAGGCGCUGCGCGACUGGGUCACCAACCCGGCUAUCUUCAACCAGCCGCUCACCUCGCUGCCCGUCUGCAGCAUCCCCGUCUACAAGCUGCCCGAGGGCUCGCCCACGCUGCUCAGCGCUCAGGACCGAGCCAACACCGCCAGCGUCAAGAUUCCCAAAGCCGUCGCGGCCGCCUGCUCAGAUCCCGGGAAGCUGGACGUGGCGCGGGACAAAGUGUCGGCCGGGUCGCCCCUGCAGGGCAGCAGCGAGGCUCGGUUCUGGUCGGGCCACAGCAACGACAGCGAGCACAGCCUGUCGCCAUCGGACCUGGGCUCGCCGUCCUCACCCAGAGACGCCCUGGAGGCCCUGGAUGCUGCCGCCGUCCAGUCGGUGCUGGAGUGCGUGGACAGGAUGGCGCCCGGACUUCCUAAAACAGACCUGGCCGAGGUCAAAGAUCAACUGAAGAACAACAAAAAGUUAGCGAAGAUGAUCGGACACAUCUUUGAAAUGAGCGACGAUGACCCGCGGAGGGAGGAGGAGAUUCGUAAGUACAGCGCCAUCUACGGACGCUUUGACUCGAAGAGGAGGGACGGCAAACACCUGACGCUGCACGAGCUGACGGUGAACGAGGCGGCGGCUCAGCUCUGCAUGCGAGACAUGGCUUUGCUGACACGUCGAGACGAGUUGUUUGGACUCGCCCGGCAGAUCUCCAGAGAGGUCACAUACAAAUACACCUACCGCACCAGCAAGUCUCGCUGUGGAGACAGAGACGAGCCGUCCCCGAAGAGGAUAAAAACAGAGGAGAACUUCUUCGACAUCCAGGAGGCGCUGCAGGCCAUCCACAUGCGGCAGGAGAUGCUGAGGGAGCAGCUGGCCUGCGCCAAGUUGAAAGGGGAGGAAACCGUCGGGAGAAACCUGCAGAUGCAGCUGGAGCGUCUGCUGGCGAGGCAAAUGGAGAUCCUGCAGGACGCCGCCGUUCAGGAGCGACUCCAGGCCCUGGACUGGAGGAUCCCCCCCGCCGCUCUAAAGUACCUCAAUGACGUGCAGAACACUAACGGAGCAGCUGCCGACGCCAGCAGAGACAACCAGGACGAACGUCCAAUCAACUUGCGGGUGGUGAGUCAAAGCAUGCAGGAAGGUGACCUCCCGCUGGGGAAGCAGCUCGCCAAUGAACUGAAGCGUCAUCACAACCACAACCACAACAACAACAACAACAACAACAACACAGACGAGACCAAAACACCAGCAACAGAAAACGGGACGUCGCAGCGGGCGCCCAGCAGCGCAGAGAAGAAGACCAUCAAGUCGGAGCCCGAAGACUCCACAUAGUGCCUCACCCACCCUCCCAGCACCCGACUACCCAACCUGUACCCACUCCCAACUCAUUCUACUCACACUUGACAGUAUGCAGUUACUACCCGUCAAUAGAUACUAAGCAAGCACAGCCACAGUAGAGCCUUAACAACCAAUGUUGCCUCAUGAAUAGCAUUUAUUUUUCUUUGAUUUCGUCUUUGUGUUUUUUUUAUUUUCAAAGGUAUUUGCCAAAGCACCUAGCGAGCGUGUCGAGAAGCCCUUCAGAGCUGUGCAGGUCUUUGUCUGUAGUUGUACACGUUAGAUACGCAUGUCGUUUGAGAGUGUGUGCUCUUUACCUCUGCCUGGGUGUUAUUUCUGUUGCUUUCUUCGGACGGCCGGGGCUGACUCUUAACUCAGACGUAGAUUCAGACGUGAGACGAGGGCAGAAAUGUUGCCGCGCGUCCACAACGAGGUGAGCUCACCGCAGCUUUACCGAUUUAUAAAACGACCACGGCGACGAUUCUUUAGAGCUGAAGCUGCUGACGCUGCCGAUAUUAAAGUAUUUUGAGAGUCUAGUGUUUCCUCGUUAGAUUUUUAGUUCAACAAACUUUGUUUCAAAUUGAAAUAUAAUGACAAAUACUGGAUGGAUUGCCAUUAGACUUGGCAAAGACAUCCUAUAAAUGAAGGUGACCCCCUGGCUUCAAUACAACCUGUAGGUCUGUGUAAAGUAUAGAAUUAUAUUCAUGGUUCCAGGGUUUGGAGUGAAAUAUCUUUACAAGCAUUCACAAAGUUGGGAAAAGACUCUCUCAGGAUUAAUUGCACAAAUUUUGUGGAUCCCUUAAAAAGUCCUCUCUCCUUCAGGACGUCAAAACAUUUGUCCAACUACCAAAUGUCCGAUUCCCAUUGGUCUCAUCUGUACUUUGUAUUUGGUGCUAAGACUAAAAAGUCUUCUGGAAACAGGGUGGACACAGCUACUUGUGAUUUUAUGAGCUGAUGCUUUCUGACAUACAUGUGAGCUUAACUGAAUAUUUAUUGUAAAAUAAAAAAGCAGGCACCACAUAAUAAAGUGGUCAUGCAGUGUGUUCUCAGUUUGAGAUUUCUAUUGGCUGCAGUGGCUGGUUUCACAAGCCAUUAAAUAUAAGAAGAUAAGAAGACAAAAGCUUCUGACCCUCCAGGUGUAGAAGUACUGUAGGGAGACUGAGUUAGGAUCCAGCCCCUUCUUCUUCGUCUUUCACUUCAAACGGGGGAGACGGGAGAAGUGAGAUUAACGAGUCCUCCCCUCCUGGUGUGUGUUAUGUAUAUUUAUGGGAGGUCAUUUCAGAGGAGGAUGUAUAGGAGCUGUGGAACAACAGCUGAGGACCUUCGUCUUGGCAGGACGGCCGGGCUGGUUUGCCGCAGGCCGAGCUAAUUGGUUCAUUUCACUUUGUAAUUUAGCAAAACACUGCUGUUGAACCAAAACCAUGCAUCUACAAACAGGGAUUAUUUCAGGAAUCCAGACGCCCGUGUGUUUUGUAGAAGUAAUCCAGGAGAAAUCCACUCAAUAUGAAAACUUUCAACUGAACACCAUAAAAUACUAAAGAUCGCAGGUUUGUGGGUUUUAACAGCAGCAAAAGGUCGAAUCCCUGUGUAUUGCGUGUCGUGUAAAUAGUUCCAUGAUAAGGAAUCGUGUUAGCCUAAUCUCUCAACCAGGGUUUUCCUUCGUCGAGUGUAACUUUGCUGUAGAUUUCUUGGUGUCAAUACAGUGUUUAUGUAUGUGGAGCAAAAUCAUAAAAAAAAAACAAAAAAAAAACCUAAGUGUCAUUGAGGAAAAAAAAAUAAAUAUGUGAAAGUUUCUGGUAUAUAAAAAAAAAGAUGCUUUACAUGAUGAUGAUGAUGUUGAUUAGCCUUAGCUCUUAACACUUUUUAAUCCAUCAGUGCAGAUUUCCAAGAUGUGUUGUUGCUGUUUAGAGGUAGAUACAUAACAAAUGAGUGUUCACUGUGUUUCUGUGUCUUCUCCACAUUGUGUAAAUAUGUCUAUAUGGUCCCAGAUGAUAAUAAUGUCCUCUCGAUUUAGUCUCCCUGCAGGUAGUUUAGUCUCACUCAGCGUAAUGACAGACCAAUGCAAUAUUUAUGUCAGUAACACGUCGGUUUGCAUAUUCUAUGGAUCCAUUGUUUUGUGCUCAGUAACUGUACGUCUGUCAUCGGGGUGGAGCUCACCUUCGACACGGGAACUGUUUGUGUCGUCUGACUUUUAGUGCACGAGAGCACCGUACUUGUGUUUGAAGACGUUGUGCUCUUUCCA
Messenger RNA from Paralichthys olivaceus (Japanese flounder), 4195 nucleotides. Lineage: Eukaryota; Metazoa; Chordata; Actinopteri; Pleuronectiformes; Paralichthyidae. The record is from RefSeq and is a predicted model, not a curated record.